This is a messenger RNA of Nakaseomyces glabratus, 1020 nucleotides long. It is a transcript of the gene RTA1, whose product is annotated as Rta1p. Lineage: Eukaryota; Fungi; Ascomycota; Saccharomycetes; Saccharomycetales; Saccharomycetaceae. Gene Ontology annotation, cellular component: membrane. The record is from RefSeq and is a predicted model, not a curated record.
AUGUCUACAAACAGUACCAUAAAUCUGUCUGAUGACUUUAAGUUUGAUUUCUACAAAUAUACACCCAACCUGGGUGCUUCCAUCGCGUUCGCGGUGUUGUUUCUUAUAGCCGCAAUAAUAAUCACCGGACAGCUGUGGAUUCUAACAAAAUCGCAUAGACAGUUCCUGACGCAAUGGAUGAACUCUCCAACAUACUACGCCAAUAUUCGUCAUUAUAAUACCUUCAAGCUAUUUGCUGCCCAUAUACCGUUAAUUGUGGGAUGCAUCAUCGAAGUCGUUGGUUAUAUCGCAAGAUCUGUCUCCCGUCAUGAUGUUUACUCGUUGCCCCCAUUUGCUGUGCAAGUGGUGCUGUUACUCGUGGGGCCUACAUUAUACGCUGCAAGUAUAUAUAUGGUUUUUGGAAGAAUGGCACACCUCAUGUUUGUUGAGAAUUUGAUGAUCAUGCCCGCUAGGUUUAACACUGUUAUCUUUGUGCUUGGUGAUGUAGCAAGUUUGCUAUUGCAAGCAGCAGGUGGUGGUAUGCAAGCCAGCGCAUCCACUGAAAAGGCGGGCUCAAAUAUAGUCACCGUAGGUCUUUUUAUUCAAAUAGCCUUCUUUGGUAUCUUCAUGAUAAACGAGUUCCUGUUUGUCAUUAGGGUUAGGGCACUGAGGAAUAAGAACAAAAUUGCCAGCAAGAGUAACACAUGGAUAUACUACAACUGGAUAUUGAUUGUCAACAGCGCUAUGAUCUUAGUUAGAUCAAUCGUUAGAACCGUUGAAUUCAUUCAAGGUUAUGAUGGUUACAUCACUUCCCAUGAGUACUUCCUUUACAUAUUCGACGCUACUCCAAUGUUUUUACUGCCAUUAAUUACCAUUGUAUUUAUGAUGAAGUACAACAUUUUCGAGAUUCAGAGAGAAUCAAUCCAGAUCCAGUCCGAGCUUGACAAGGAUUAUGAAUCCGAGGACAAUGAUAGCUCGCUCGACAUCGAAGCCGAUAUUGAAGAUGGUUCAGAAAACCGUAUGUCAAAAACUGAAUUUUAA